ACAGCUCUAAAGGGCGUUAUUUGGCAACUUGUUUGCAGCAGCUGCGGAGGCAGCGAAGAGUGCGGAGGGCGAGUCUGAGCGCAAGGAGUCGCACGGGGUCUGGGUCUUUAAUGGAUUACUUCAGGAUUACGGCGCUGCUUCUGACUGUUUUUCUACAGGCAUUCAGCUUGGGGAGAUGUGAGGAGGCUCCACCACCAUGUGAACCAGGCUUUAUUUCAGAAACGUUCAUCUUGCCGGUGCACAACGUCCACCUGAACAGGAGCCAGAGGGUCGGGAAAGUUAUUUUUGAUGACUGUAGUGGACACCAGAGAACCCUUUUCAGCACUGAGGAUACCCGCUUUAAAGUGGCCCCCGAUGGGACAGUCUCUCUGAAGAGGCCUGUAAAACUACACAAUAGACACAGGAAUUUUUUUGUUUAUGCCUGGAACUCUGAGGGCAAGAAGUUCUCAGCCAGAGUUGUGAUGCAGCCUGAACUGGGGACCAACGAUCCACCUUCUGAGGUGGAUAGUGCAAGUUAUGCUCAGCCUGUUUCCACUGAACCUGUUCCAGUACUGGAAUUUCCACAGUCCUCACAUGGGCUAAAAAGGAGGAAAAGGGACUGGAUCAUUCCACCCAUCAACUUUCCAGAGAAUGACAAGGGUCCCUAUCCAAAAGAAGUGGUGAAGAUUCGUACCAGCAAUGACAAAGAGGCAAAAAUACACUACAGCAUUACUGGUCCUGGAGCAGAUGAGCCCCCUAAAGGACUGUUUUUUAUGGACAAGUACUCUGGUCAGAUCUUUGUGACCCAGCCUUUGGACAGAGAGAAACAAGCACACUAUACUCUCUUUGCUCAUGCUUCUGCUUCAGGAGGGACUCCAGUUGAGGCUCCAAUGGAAAUCAUAAUUAAUGUCAUAGAUAUGAAUGACAAUAAGCCUGUGUUUACUGAAGAUACAUAUGAAGGCAGCAUUCCCGAGGCAACGCAAGUAGGAUAUGACAUCUUAAUUGUCACGGCAACUGAUGCAGAUGAUCCCAAUACAGAAAAUGGUGAAAUUGCUUACAGUAUUUUAAGCCAAGAUCCAAAGGAGCCAAAUGGCAACAUGUUUGCUAUCAAUCCUAAUAGUGGACAGAUUAGGUUGAACUCCCCUGGACUCGACAAAGAGCAAUAUCCACAAUACACACUGACUGUUCAGGCUGCUGAUCAGGCAGGCAAGGGUUUCCCAACAACCUGCACAGUGUUAAUCAAAGUAACAGACAGUAAUGACAAUGCUCCUCAGUUUGUAGAGUCCAAGUACACUGCAUCUGUGCCUGAAAAUAAAGUGGAUGCAGAAGUGGUGAGGAUGCAAGUUACUGAUGAGGAUGAACCGCACACUCCAGCUUGGCAUGCCAAGUUCAGGAUUCGUGAAGGGGACCCUGGUGGCUUUUUUAAUGUCACCACUGGACCCAGUGGCCAGGAGGGUAUCAUUACUACAGCAAAGGCCCUGGACUAUGAAAAGAGGAACCAGUACACUCUGCUGGUUACGGUGGAGAACGAUGUGCCAUUUGCCAUUAAGCUGCCAACGUCAACGGCUACAGUUGUGGUGAAUGUGGAGGAUGUGAAUGAGGCUCCCAUCUUCAUCCCCUCUGAGCUUGGUGUAAAAGCAGCAGAGGAUGCAAAAGUGGGUGAACGACUGGCCACGUACACGGCAACGGAUCCGGAUACACAAAUGAAGCAGUCAAUAGAGUAUAGAAUGGCUCCUGAUUCAACUGGAUGGCUGUCUAUUAACAAAACAACUGGAGCGAUCACUGUAAAGUCCCCAAUGGACAGGGAAUCAACAGAUGUAGUUGAUGGCAAAUACAAAGCUCUGGUCCUAGCUGUUGACAAUGCUGUUGUUCCAGCCACAGGGACUGGGACUCUACAGGUGAUACUAGAGGAUGUGAAUGACAAUGCACCAACAAUUGAUGAAAGGGAGAUUAAGAUCUGCAACCAAGAUCCAGAACCUGUGCUGCUGUCCGUGUCUGAUAAGGAUGGACCACCGUUUGGUGCGCCGUUCAGUGUGCAGCUUUUUGAACAGUCAUUGACCAACUGGACUGCCACAAUGAAUGAAACCAGAACUGGCAUUAUAUUGAAGCUGAAGACCAGAUUACCACAGGACAAGUACAAUGUCAUGUUAACAGUCUCUGAUAAUAAGAACUUUGGACAGGUCAAUACAAUUCUAGCUUUUGUCUGUGACUGCAAGGGGAAGGAUGUUGAGUGUGGUGAUAAGCUUGUUGCUGGAAUGGAGCUGCCUGGCAUUCUUGGAAUUUUGGCAGCUGUUUUGCUUCUACUUUUGCUGCUGCUGCUGCUCCUCAUGUUUGUGAGGAGGAGAAGUAAGGUGAAGAAGGAGCCCCUUCUCCAAGACGACGAUGUCCGUGACAACAUCUACUACUAUGAUGAGGAGGGUGGUGGUGAAGAGGACCAGGAUUAUGAUCUGAGUCAGCUGCACAGAGGCUUGGAUAAUCGGCCUGAGGUCUUCCGUAAUGAUGUGGCUCCAACGUUCAUGUCAGCUCCCCAGUAUCGGCCCAGGCCUGCCAACCCUGAGGACAUCGGCAACUUCAUUGAUGAUAACUUGAAAGCGGCAGACAAUGACCCCACUGCUCCUCCCUACGACUCCCUCCUGGUGUUCGAUUACGAGGGAGGAGGCUCCGAGGCUGGUUCUCUCAGCUCCCUGAAUUCAUCCAGCUCCGGGGGGGAACAGGACUACGACUUUCUGAAUGAGUGGGGACCUCGCUUCAAGAAGCUGGCUGAUAUGUAUGGAGGUAGUGACGACUGAAGAGGGUUCAUGCAGCACUUGCACGUUCCUUUGUUCUGAAGCUACUGCCUGCUGUGCACCUAUGCUUUGAGAAGUUGAUUUUUGUUGCACAGAGGCCAUUUUGAGAAUGUUCAGCACCAAGUCUUCAAUCACUUGGACUGGGGAAAGAUGAUUUAUUAGCCUUUUUGGCUAGUAGCUGAACCUGAGGUUUCAUGGCUUUUUCUUUUUCUCUCAACAUGUAAAUACAGCAAUUUAAAUGUUUUCUAUCAAUAAGCAUUAAGGGUACUUGGUUCCAUUGUGUUCAGGCAAGAUUAAUUCCCAAUAAACAAUUUUAAAUGUUUUAGAUGUACCUGUAUAUUUUUGUAUCCUUGCUUAUGCUGUGCCAUAAAACCAGUAGUAAUUGCUUUUUUUUUUUUUUUUCCCCCUACCACACUUCCUGUUAGGCCUAGAAAACAUUAGGAUCUUUCAUGUUGAACUGCAUGGUGUAGUAUUUGAUAAAGGUUUCUUAAUGGGUAUGCAGAUUUA
This is a messenger RNA of Scleropages formosus (Asian bonytongue), 3272 nucleotides long. RefSeq names its product cadherin 31 (gene cdh31). The record is from RefSeq and is a predicted model, not a curated record. Gene Ontology annotation, cellular component: cytoplasm; adherens junction; catenin complex. NCBI's taxonomy places the organism in Eukaryota, Metazoa, Chordata, Actinopteri, Osteoglossiformes, Osteoglossidae. Gene Ontology annotation, molecular function: cadherin binding; beta-catenin binding; calcium ion binding. Gene Ontology annotation, biological process: cell-cell junction assembly; cell-cell adhesion mediated by cadherin; multicellular organism development. The transcript is spliced from 16 exons. Bases 111 to 2768 code for a protein of 885 amino acids.